Messenger RNA from Suillus fuscotomentosus, 1629 nucleotides. RefSeq lists its product as uncharacterized. Bases 1 to 1629 code for a protein of 542 amino acids. Gene Ontology annotation, cellular component: membrane; TRC complex. The record is from RefSeq and is a predicted model, not a curated record. Lineage: Eukaryota; Fungi; Basidiomycota; Agaricomycetes; Boletales; Suillaceae. Gene Ontology annotation, molecular function: protein binding; molecular adaptor activity. The transcript is spliced from 12 exons. Gene Ontology annotation, biological process: post-translational protein targeting to endoplasmic reticulum membrane.
AUGCCCGAACCAACAGCCGCACAGCUCAAGGACGAAGGCAACGAGUCAUUCAAGAAGCACGACUACAUCGGGGCGAUCAUCAAAUACACCGAAGCCAUCGCUUUGGAUGAUAAGAAUGCUGUUCUAUAUGCAAACCGCGCCGCUUGCCACCAUGCCUUGAACAAAUAUCUAGAUGCUGUGGACGAUGCGCAUAUGGCUACAGAGAUCGAUCCGGGCUAUGCGAAAGCGUGGUCGCGAUUGGCGGCGUCCAGAGACGCGCUUGCGGAUUGGAGGGAAAGCGCUCAUGCUUGGCAAAAGGCGUUGGAUGCGCUGCCAAACACUAAUCUCAGCCCCGUGGAGCGACAACAAAAAGAGCAGUAUAGUGCUAAUCUGAAAGCAGCGAAUGCGCGUUUAAAUGGGCCGCCUAUCGUCCCUCUCUCGAUGAAUGAGAAAUUGGGCAAGUUCCCUUGGCAGAUCGCGACGGAUAUGCUUCCUGAGCUCCGGAGAGCGGGUCCUGCAAAAGUGUCUAGCAGCGCUUGGGUUAUCGCACUUGCGUAUGAGGAAUUCAGCAAAGGGGUAGAAUCGAUGAAGGGAAUGAAAAUAAUUCCUCAGUCUGAAAAACCAGGCACUUUUGUGCACCGCGGAAACCUAGAGGCGAGUUCAGAUUGUUCUAUGUCCUUGUUGUAUUUUGGUGUUUACACGGCGCAGGGGCUGACGGACUUGAGCAAUGGUUUUAUGCGUGACGAUCGCGUGUUCCAUAUCAAUCAACCUAAUUGGAUUGAGAUGUACAAUCAACAAGUCUAUUUCGAAGUCACGGCUCGCAAGGCGUGGGACUCUGAAGGACUCGAGACCGAGAAUGGCUGGGAUGAUGUCCGCCCCGCAUUGGCCGUGACCGUUCGCGCAUGGUUAAUGAGAGCUGCAUUCGAAGGCGGUUUAAGAGAUCAACCUCAGGCUGGUGUCCAGUAUUACAGACGAGCUCUCGACUUGGUCGAAUGGGGCAGAACCAUCUGGAAGGAUGUUCCCAAGUCCAGCAGAGGAGCGAUUUUCGAGCAUUCGUUCUUGAUAGGCAUCCGGAGUAUGUACCUCAAGAUGUUCAUGAACGCUUACACCGACGACCCUGGCUUGGACUCCAAGUUCCCUCUUGAACAGCUAAAGGAAGAAGCUGAGUACCUUGUCAAAGAGAGCGAGAUAGCUGUACAGACGCGUGGUGAUGAGCCGGUUGACCCCGGCUUCAUAUCAUCUUUCAUCGUGUACCCCAACGGACUUGCUCAUGCGAUGAUCGGAUUCUAUCACGUGCAAAUGGCCCGAUACGCUACUAAUCCUGUGGAAAAAAUGUUUAGCUAUGUGAAAGGUGCAGGAGAGUACACGCACGCAUCCAGCAAAUACCCCGAGGAUGACGAAUUGUGCGCAUGGUACUUAAAUUGCACGAUGGAUUGCAUGCGAAAUGCCGGCGUCCCGAUUGAAAACUUCCUCAUGAUAGCGACCGGCUUACGGGAUUCAGUACCCAAGAUGCAAAAAAUAUGGGCGGUCUCUGAGCUGGCGAUGGGUGGCAGAGACCAGAAGAUACAAGCGAAUCUGGAUAGGGCGGAUGAACUCAUGAGGCGCGUCGCUGACAAGACGUUGACGCUCGAAGAUCCUGUGCCUUUGUGA